Molecule: messenger RNA, 414 nt
Organism: Microtus oregoni (creeping vole)
Lineage: Eukaryota; Metazoa; Chordata; Mammalia; Rodentia; Cricetidae
Product: 40S ribosomal protein S26-like
Exons: 2
Coding region: 1-414 (137 amino acids)
Biological process (GO): translation
Cellular component (GO): cytosolic small ribosomal subunit; ribosome
Molecular function (GO): structural constituent of ribosome; mRNA binding
Source: RefSeq, a predicted model, not a curated record
AUGUUAAAAAGCAACAUCCAUGCUUUCGGGACUUGGCUCCAAGAUGACCAAAAAAAGGAGAAACACAACAGUCGUGCCAGAAAGGGCCGCGGCCACGUGUGGUCAAUUCGCUGUACUAACUACGCCCGCUGCGUACCCAAGGACAAGGCCAUUAAUAAGUUCGUCAUUCGGAACAUUGUAGCAGCCGCUGCAGUCAGGGACAUAUCCGAAGCAAGUGUCUUUAACACUUAUGUGCUCCCCAAACUCUAUGUCAAGCUGCAUUGCUGUGUGAGCUGUGCUAUUCAUACUAAGCUGGGGUCUUUCAAUAGCAAGGUAGUCAGGAAUCGAUUUCGGGAAACUGGGAAGGACCAGACACCCCCACCACGGUUUAUAUCUGCUGGUCCUGCGCCACGACCUCCACCAAAGCCCAUGUAA